AUGGAAGAGGAGAACAUGAAUGAGGGAGUUCCUUCCCAAGGUCCUCAAGAUGCUCAAGUCCCUAAAGCUCCUAUUGAUGCGGGGGCUAUGACAAAUAUAGAAAUAAGGUUGGCUCUCCAAGUAUUGACCCAAGUCGUGACGUCCCAAGUCGAUAGGGAUGUGAGGACUCAUGUAAACCCCAAUGUGAGUACAACCGCUUCAAGGAUAAGGGAUUUCACAAGAAUGAACCCUCCUAUGUUCUUUGGUUCCAAAGUGGAGGAAGACCCACAAGGGUUUAUUGAUGAGAUAUAUAAGGAACAAAAUCACAAGCAAAGGAAUAGGGAAUUAAAGAGGGCAAGGUCCGAUGAUGGGAAUUCUUCCAAGGGUAAAUUUGAGGGUCAAGGUAGACCAAGGUUCAAGAAAAGCUCCUCCAACCAAGGCUCCUCUAGUGCUACAAGGGGCAACAAAGAUAGGGUGUCUAACCCUAAGCCUCAAGGAGGCAAUAGUGGUGGAUCUUCUAUGGUGAAGCCUACUUGUUCCAAGUGUGGCAAGAAACAUGAUGGUAAGUGCCUAGUUGGCACAGAUGGUUACUAUAGUUGUGGGAAGAGCGGUCAUAUGAUGAGAGAUUGUCCCAUGCUAAGGGCUCAAGGGAGAGAGGGAAAACAAGUCUCUCCUAGUGGCUCAAAUUUCGAUGCUCCCAAGAAAAACCGUUUCUAUGCUCUUCAAUCCCAAGGUGACCAAGAGAGCUCCCUGGAUGUUGUGAAUGGUAUGUUACAAGUCUUUUCCAUUGAUGUAUAUGCAUUGUUAGACCCCGGUGCCACUUUGUCAUUUGUUACAUCUUUUGUGGCUAUGAAGUUUGAAAUACUCCCUAAUGUCUUAGAAGAACCUUUUUCGGUGUCUACCCGGGUUCGUGACUCGGUAGUGGCAAACAGAGUCUAUAGUAGUUGUCCUAUUUCUGUCUCAUACAGUUACCUUGGUGGAUUUAGUGGAGUUAGACAUGUUAGAUUUUGA
Molecule: messenger RNA, 990 nt
Organism: Solanum stenotomum
Lineage: Eukaryota; Viridiplantae; Streptophyta; Magnoliopsida; Solanales; Solanaceae
Exons: 2
Coding region: 1-990 (329 amino acids)
Molecular function (GO): zinc ion binding; nucleic acid binding
Source: RefSeq, a predicted model, not a curated record